GGAAUGACAAAAACCUGUACAAAACAUUCAUUUGAAUGUGUCCUUCUGACUGUGACUGUCCUCCUUCAGAAACCUGGAUACUACGAGCCCAAGGUAGAAGGAGCACAAGAUUCUCACUACAUGCGUGUGAGCGCUCCUUGUGUGGGCAGUGGACCAGGCCUGCUGACCAUGCCUGCAGGGGCGUUGGUCUUCAUGUUCAGCGAUGUGGACAGGGAGGGCAUGGCCACUGUCAUAUUUGACGGACAGAAAGGACUUGUCCCCAGGGCCUUGCUAGAACCAGUAGAUGUCAAAAAGGCAAAAGGCAAAAAGAAGAAAAAUAAAAUCCCCAGUGGGAUCCCACUCCCACCAGGCCUCAAGCCACCCACUCGCCCACAGAUGCUGCCCACCUCCGUCGCACCCACUCAGGCUCAGCCAAUCAGUAAGUCUCCACCUCCCGUCUACGUCCAUGCCACCGUGGCCUCAGCUGAGCCUGCCUUGCUCUCACCCACAGCCGAGAGCCCCACAGAGCAGGAUCCGGGUUCCCCCGAGAGAGAAGAGGCAGCGACUGUGGUGGUGAAGGUAAAUUACAGAUACACUGUGGCUCUGACCGUUCCAUUGGACACAUCGCACGGUGAACUACAGAGACGAAUCGCUCAUAAAUUGGGCCAGCCAGCCUCCCUCUUGCGCCUGAGACACAGACAGCAUGGCACCCAGAUCCUGAGGCCCCUGGAUGGGGAGAGGCUGAAGGACCUGCUGGAGGGGGCCGAGGCAGGCCGUGCAACUCUGUGGUGUCAGACUGAGGACCCUCUGGUCAGCAGGACCAUUCUCUACCACAUGGUGGCGCUGUAUGACUACACAGCAGAGGGAUCUGAGGACUUGGAGUUUAGCGAGGGAGACACGAUUGACAUUCUCAGUCAAGUCAAUGAGGAGUGGCUGGAGGGACACUGCGCUGGAAAAAUUGGCAUCUUCCCCAGCUGCUUUGCCUACAGGGAUAACGAGAGCCCUCAAACAUAAGAGCAGAAUGACGUAAGAGCCACUACGGACAGACACUCGCCUGUACAUUUACAACAAUGCUUUAAAACAUCAAUACAUUGUUAAACCUCAACAGACCUUUUUUUUUUAUCUAAAAACUUUUUUUCCACACUAUGUUGUAUUUCAUGUCAAGUAUGACUGUGUCUGUAUGGGAGCUAGAGAGUUAAUGUGAGGCCUCGUGUGUCGUACGGUAGACUUUGACAUUUUCGGUUAUCUCUAAGGGAAUAGAGCCAGGGCAUGCUGCAAGCUAGUAUCUGGCUGUGCAUGCUGCAAGCCAUUUCAAAUGGUGCAUCCUUUUAACCGAUCCUACCAUCUGCUGCGAAUUCAUGUAAGCGGGACUGUUAUAGUGUUAUUUUAUAGUGUCACUUCUCCCUUUGCGGCAGUGGUUAAUUAAGACAGGUGGGUGGUAGCUGACAAAUCUUUUUCUUUUUUUGGGAAGUUACACUUCCCAUAAAAUCAAGGAUUAUGUAAUACUAAAGAGGACCAGAGCGGUUCCCUGAGUCCAUCACAGUGUGAUUAGUUUGAGUGCUCAAUUGAAAUAGAAAUGAACCUGAAGUUAUAACGUUUAGGGUCAUAUAUUGUGUGCAUCUGGACUGUGGACUGGCAUUAAAACAUCAGUCCAAGUCAGUGACUGUUAAAGUGUAGCUGAGCAGAGGAGUCUGGCUUCCUCAGCACUGUGGCCCUGUGUUUUAAUUGCCAGAGCGAGAAAUGUCAGGCACUUUUAGCUGUUGUCACAAACGAGAGAUGUGCUGUAAAAAAAAAAGAAGAAAGCUAGGUGGACAGACUAAGAGCUCCAUUCAGAUGGAUUACGAAACAGAGGCCUUUAAUUAUCAGUCCGCUCCUCUGUGUGGGACCCACGCCCACCUUCCCUCUGCUCUGCCUGGGACUAAAACUCAACCAGGAAAAAGGAAUCCAUUAUGAGCUGCAUUAUCUGACAGGAUAAAUGUAGUCAUCAACAAUGAUCGUGAAACACGAGAGCAGCAUAACUUCAAGAGUUUGAUCUUUUUCCUGUGGCUUGUCUAUUUUACAUACCUUUCGUCCAAAACUGGGAGCAUAUUACAUUAUAAAACCUUUUUACUGAAAAACGUAAUGCUGUGAUUCCGCUAAGAAAUUGCAAUGUCCUCUGUGUUAUUUGAUAUCAUUUAAUUUGGUUCGGUCUGUUUGUAUGUGACAUGGAUGUGAAACCAUUCGUUAAAGGAUCCUCAUGACAACGUUCCCGAAAAAUGUCUUCUAACCUUAAAGCCAGAGUUUUUCAGAGCACCAUAAGUGUUGGAGGUCCAUUGAUUCCUGUUAUAUUACUGUAAUUACUUGUUGGCAGGGUGAAGCAUGAGUCACUUUUAUGGUAUUAAAUGCGCUCCCAUUAAUCAAAACUAGCCCAUUCUGCACCACAGUGGCCAGGUUCUUCACUUUCUGGGACUUGCUGUGCAAAUAAAUGCCCUCUCAUAGCAAUAGGAAGGUCGGAGAGGUUUAAAAACAGGUUUUACACAAAAAAACCUUUGAUCACAACCAUCAAAAUCUUUCAAAAUAACGACUAAUGCUUCCAGAAAUGAUACUUUGCCUUAAAAAUUGAACUCAUUUCUUGCUGUAUCGUGUCCUGCACACAUGGAAGACUGCAUGUGUGCGGGUGUGUACCAGGCUGUUGGGAGCUGCAUUACAAAGAUGUGUAGGAUCUAAUACACGGGAGAACAGUCUGUAAAGGAUCUGAGCCUGGCUUUGAAGAGAGCCAUCGAAGGAUUCCUCUUGCCACUUGAGAAACUCUCUGCUUCACCCACUCUGAUUAAUUCAAACACAAACUACGUUUUAUCCCACUGAUAUGGUUUCAUUUUUGAGGCCUAAUUGUCUUGUCUUCAAGUUUUGAUAUGUCAGUAAUACUCUUGUUACCAUAGUAUUAUGGAUCCAUGCACAGGCAUUGAAUUUGUUAUCGCAUGUAAUUAUAGUUCUAUGGUGUAUUUCCUUUGUUUCCAUUCAUAAUCCAUUCAUUUUACUGUACCAGUACUUUAUAUCUUUAUUAUCAUUCUGAUUAUCAAUACGUUGUAAGUACAGUAAGCUAUACUGAAGUUCUGUUAAAGCAGUUUUUGUCAUUCGACUGAGUUGUCCAAUAUCUCAAAAGACAAUAACAUUUGAUAUUGUAAUAAAAUAUUACAGGCACA
This is a messenger RNA of Hypomesus transpacificus, 3161 nucleotides long. Its product is annotated as neutrophil cytosol factor 2-like. The record is from RefSeq and is a predicted model, not a curated record. Gene Ontology annotation, biological process: superoxide anion generation. NCBI's taxonomy places the organism in Eukaryota, Metazoa, Chordata, Actinopteri, Osmeriformes, Osmeridae. The transcript is spliced from 9 exons. Bases 4 to 993 code for a protein of 329 amino acids. Gene Ontology annotation, molecular function: protein binding; superoxide-generating NADPH oxidase activator activity.